CUACGCUUUCAGCUGGAACUGGAGUUUGUGCAGUGUUUGGCCAAUCCUGCCUACUUGCAGUACUUGGCUCAACAACGACAUUUUGAUAAUCCUGCUCUCAUCAACUACCUUGCAUAUCUCAAAUACUGGCAGAAACCUGAAUAUGCCAAAUACAUUCAAUUUCCAUAUGCCCUGCAUAUUCUAGAUCUCUUGCAACAUGAAUCGUUUAGAAAAGCAUGUGCUAGUGCAGACACUGCUGCUUUUCUCCACAAGAAACAAUACUACCACUGGGAAGCAUACAGA
Molecule: messenger RNA, 282 nt
Organism: Batrachochytrium dendrobatidis JAM81
Lineage: Eukaryota; Fungi; Chytridiomycota; Chytridiomycetes; Rhizophydiales
Product: mediator complex subunit SOH1
Exons: 2
Biological process (GO): regulation of transcription by RNA polymerase II
Cellular component (GO): mediator complex; core mediator complex
Molecular function (GO): transcription coregulator activity
Source: RefSeq, a predicted model, not a curated record